This is a messenger RNA of Nannizzia gypsea CBS 118893, 1179 nucleotides long. RefSeq lists its product as hypothetical. Lineage: Eukaryota; Fungi; Ascomycota; Eurotiomycetes; Onygenales; Arthrodermataceae. The record is from RefSeq and is a predicted model, not a curated record. Bases 1 to 1179 code for a protein of 392 amino acids. The transcript is spliced from 2 exons. Gene Ontology annotation, cellular component: Slx1-Slx4 complex. Gene Ontology annotation, biological process: double-strand break repair via homologous recombination. Gene Ontology annotation, molecular function: crossover junction DNA endonuclease activity; 5'-flap endonuclease activity.
AUGCCACAGCGACCCCGAUUAAGUCCUGCUCCAGGCAGCAGCAGAGAGUCCGCAAAGGGCAUUCCGCCCUUCUACUGUGCAUAUCUACUUCGCUCUACAGUGCGCCAUGCCAGUCUCUACAUCGGGUCUACUCCUAACCCAGCGCGCCGACUUGCACAGCAUAACGGCCGUAUCAAGGGAGGGGCACACAGAACCCACCGAGAAAAGCUACGGCCGUGGGAGAUGGUCAUGAUAGUCAGUGGUUUUACCAGUCGUACAGCGGCCUUGCAGUUCGAGUGGGCGUGGCAGAACACACAAGCCUCUCGCCAUGCUACCACCGACAAAAUAGAGAUCAAUGUUCGAAUAUGUCCGAAAACUGGGAGACGUCUGGCUAAAAAGUCAAGCAACCCCCGAGAGUCAAUGACAAGCAUCAUGGCGCGUUUACACGUUCUCUUGCGUUCACCGUACUUUUCAAGCUGGCCCUUGCAAGUAAGGUUUUUCAAGGAGGAUGUUCAUCGUACCUGGAAAGGCUGGGUUGAUAGUGCCAAUACAUUCAUUCCAGAGCAUAUCAGCUUUAAGACUGAUUUCGAUGAUGGAGCCUUGUCCCGGGAAGGCCUGCCGCUUCAAAUUGCCCUUCAGAAACUCGAUGUUUUGGGGAAAAGCUUAGGGUCGUAUCAGGAGAAGGCUAGAUUUCUGCUGGAUGCUGGAGAUAGACUUAAUUGCGGCGUUUGCCAUGACCGUCUUCGGCUGAAUGAUGACCUCGUCGUGGUGUGUUCGUCUGAAGCAUGUCGAUGUGCGUCACAUCUCCUGUGCCUCUCUUCCAGCUUUAUACAGUCCGAAGAUUCUAGCAAUGGACUUGUUCCAGUCAAUGGGCGGUGUCCAGGCUGUGACGCAACCAUUGAUUGGCAUAUUCUCAUGAGAGAAAUGACACUCAGGAUUCAUAACAGUAGGACAAGGUCAUUCGAUGACGAAGAUUCGCUAGAAGAAGUGCAAGAAGAUGAGGACGCAAGGGACGAACUAUCCGACGAUGCCGGACACCAAGGCCCUAUCGACCUGCUAAGUAGUGACGAUGAUGACUUUGGACCUUCAACGUUCAAGCCUGACUUGCACAUCAAUAAUCAGCGGAGACAUGAGUCAAUAUCAAACCCACCAGUGAAAGGGAAAAUUGACGACUGGGAUGACGUAGAUAUAGUAGAAUGA